Molecule: messenger RNA, 3525 nt
Organism: Linum trigynum
Lineage: Eukaryota; Viridiplantae; Streptophyta; Magnoliopsida; Malpighiales; Linaceae
Source: the annotation of a GenBank genome assembly
AUGGUUUCUUCAAAAUCCUUUCCCCAUAGACAUUACAGCUUUUCCUCUAGGAAAAGGCUAAAAGUUUCAAGUUUCGAACAUCAUGAGACAGGUUCUCAGACCUGUAUUGGAGACUUUGAUGAUGUUUCCACGGUAAUGCAUUCGGACUCGAAAGAAUGCUUGCUUCAUGGGUGCCAUCAUUGUGUUUAUGCGUCUUCAUCUUGCUAUAAUAUGCUGGAAGACACAAAUCCUGCCUUAGAGAUGGAUUGCGAGUUGAAUGGAGAAGGCAGUGAUGUUCCAGUUACUUCUAAUGAUGCUGGUGCCAGUAAAUCGGUUUACCCACUGCCUGCAUUUGUGACUGGCUGGAUGUAUGUUAAUGAGCUUAACCAAAUGUGUGGUCCUUAUAUUGAUGCACAGUUGCACGAGGGUCUGUCAUCUGGUUUUCUUCCUGGGGACCUUCAAGUGUUUCCUGUACUAAACCAAAGAAUAACGAAUCCUGUUCCCCUGAGGUACUUUCAACAGUUCCCAGACCAUGUCCAAUCGGGUUUCAUGUACCUUGGCUCUGGCAUCUCCAAUGCACUUUUGCCUAUGCCUGAUUCUGCCUCAGCAACUCACGGACGAGAAGGCCAUGGUUGGAGUUUUUCCUUGGCUUCUAACUCACAAAAAAAGCAUGGAAAAGGAGAGUCUGUUCCAGUAUUCCCAUAUUCUGAAUUGUCAGAAGACGAUUCUUGUUGGUUGUUUGAGGACGAUGAGGGAAAGAAACAUGGUCCUUAUAACCUACUGGAGCUUUAUUCCUGGCAUUGCUAUGGAUAUCUUCGGGAUACGUCGAUGAUACAUCACACACAGAAAGAUGGUGGGCCCUUUCCGCUGCUGUCUGUUCUGGACGCAUGGAGAACAGCUAGGGCUGAAUCAAGAUCUGCACCUAAUGUUAUGUUGGAAAGUUGUUCUCCAGAGAACUUAACACCAGAAAUAUCUCAGGAAAUUUCCUCUCAGCUGCACUCAGCAAUAGUGAAAGCAGCUCGAAGAGUCGUCCUACAUGAAAUUAUCAGUAACAGUAUUACGGAGUUUCUUGAUGUGAAAAAGACUCGUGGACUUCCAAAGCUGGAUAUUCAAACUGCUGAAACUCACCCCAGUAAAGGUGAAGUGUUGCCCAAAAACACAAAAUCUGUUGGCAGUAUGGAUAACUUCCAGGUCUCUCACGCUGUUCUUUGUAGAGCUCUUUUCAACUGUUGCAUGGAAGUUCUUUGGAAUGCUGUUUGUUAUGAUACAGUAGUAGAGUAUUCAGCUUCGUGGAGAAAAAGAAAAAUCUGGUCUGGCUCUCGGAAUGGAUUUCCUUCGGACCUUGAUAUCUAUGGCAAAAAGUUUCAAGCAUCAGUCACAGAUUUUUUUCUACCCACGGAGGAGAUAUCUGGUUGCGAUGGUGACUGCCCCCCUGGUUUUGAGUUUGUUAGAACCAGAACAGAAAAUCAAACUGGAAUACCUGAUAUAAAAGAGCUGAUCCUUAAGCCAUCAGAAGAGACUAUCCCAUCGUGCAUGGAUUGCAACAACGAUGACAUAAAAUGUUUCUCGGAGAGUGUGGAAAAUGAACUUCAUAAGUCUACUAAUGCUUGUUUGGUUGCGUUUGUUGGAACUCUUGUUAAGGAGGAAGUCAUUAGAGUAGCUAACAUUAGAGAGGAUGGAAAAAUUGCUGACAUUGCUAUUCAUGGCGAUGAUGAGUUCACCAAUCCAGCACUACAUGAAGAACAGAGUGACUCCACUGGAAUUCCUCUCAGCAAUCCUAAAUGUGCAUCCCUAGCUGUUGCUAACCAGCUUGCUUUAAAGAAUACUACAUCUAGUUUUCUUGCAAGUACUUUUGGGAAGGCGCAUAUAUGUGGCCUAAAUGUUGCUUCUUCACCUACACCACCUGGAUCUGAAGAUGGUGUUACCACUCUCCUAUCACCCUUGUGUAAAUUCCGUGUGUCGACAUCCAAUGAGCCUCGUUCUAGGAUUAAGCAAUACAUUGCCUUGGCAUUAUGCAGGCAAAAGUUGCAUGAUAAUGCAGUUGGUGAAUGGAAAAAUUGUUUUUUUGAUGAUCUUCUCCAGCAGCACUUUCCAUCAUUUUUGGCUUUUGCGGAAGGGUGUGGGUUUGAUGGUGAUAAGGGAGGGGUAGACAAUCAAAGUGGGGAAUCGCUGAAAUUAUGUAUGUCAAAGUCUGUGGGCGGUUGUUCACCUACUGGUAAGUACACAUACUAUAGAAAGAAAAAGACGUCUCGUACAAAGCUAGCAUCGUCUUUGGAAUUGGUGUCUCCAGCCGAAUCGCGGGGCCAGCUGUUAGAAUCAUCUAGAGAGCACAUCUCGCUCAAGAUUGCUGCAAAGGCUGCAGAAGCUGACCGCUCUGUUUCGAAACAAACCAAGACUGACAUAUAUGAGAGCCAGAAGAAACUGUCUCUUAGUUCUAGGCCUUUGAAAGGCAUUGCAGAAGGAAGCAGACGACUCGAACGUUCAUCGGCCAGGAAGACUAGUUGUCGCAGAGUGAAGAAAACCACACAGGCAGUUCAAGGUGAUGAGUUCACAGAUAAUGCUCACAAGACCUCCAGGAGUGUUGUGGAUUCUCAUGAUGUUGAGAAUGAGACAAAUGACAGUAGCUCCACUGCUGGAGUUAAGAAUUCUCCUAACCUUAAUAUUUCCAAGAAAAAACUAUGUAAGCAAUCCCAUGAUACAAAACCAUCCAAGCUGAAAAGGAAGCAUUUACCCAUUGGUACUGGAUUGCCAGUACAAUGCACCAAGAUCGUGAAAACAGAGAAUGUCAGUGACAAGCAAGCUCUUCCACACGUUGGAUUGGAAAACAAAAAGUCCCGCAGUUUCCAAUUGUCUAUCACCUGUCCUCCUUCAGAUGGAUGUGCAAGGUCGUCAAUUAAUGGUUGGGAAUGGCACUUGUGGUCUCUUAACGCAAGUCCUUCAGAAAGAGCUUUUGUCAGGGGACAGUUUGUUCGUUCUAAAUGUUCAAGUUCUGAAACUUGUGCAUCACAAUUCGCUAAUGGUAGAGGUCUUUCAGCAAGAACGAAUAGGGCAAAGGUCCGGAAUCUUCUGGCUGCUGCUGAAGGUGCUGAGCUUUUGAAAGCCACACAGUUGAAGGCAAGAAAAAAGCGGCUGCGUUUUCAACGAAGCAAAAUACAUGAUUGGGGUCUGGUUGCACUGGAACCAAUUGACGCAGAGGACUUUGUCAUUGAAUAUGUUGGCGAACUAAUUCGUUCACGAAUAUCUGAUAUACGUGAAGGACUGUACGAGAAAAUGGGAAUUGGGAGCAGCUACCUGUUUAGACUGGACGAUGAUCAUGUGGUAGAUGCUACAAAGUGUGGUGGGAUUGCGAGAUUUAUAAAUCAUUCUUGUGAGCCCAACUGUUACACCAAGGUUAUAAGUGUUGAAGGCCAGAAGAAAAUUUUCAUAUAUGCAAAGCGGCAUAUAGAUGCUGGUGAAGAAAUUACUUACAAUUAUAAGUUCCCUUUAGAGGAAAAAAAGAUCCCGUGCAACUGUGGCUCUCGAAAAUGCCGUGGUUCAUUGAAUUAG